Molecule: messenger RNA, 1404 nt
Organism: Peronospora farinosa
Lineage: Eukaryota; Oomycota; Peronosporomycetes; Peronosporales; Peronosporaceae
Source: the annotation of a GenBank genome assembly
AUGGCCCCUCGGCGUCGUCUAUCGACCAAGAAAUCUCAUGUGCCUCACCGCGAGUCAUCUCGCCACGCUGUCGUAAUGGUUCUAGGUGAUGUGGGUCGAAGUCCUCGGAUGCAAUACCAUGCGCUUUCACUGGCGCGCAUGUCUCCAAAUCUACGCGUGACGCUCUUGGGCUACGCGGGAGAACGCUGUGUGCUCGACGUGUCACGCCAGGCGAACAUCAACCUACUGACCUUCACUCCGCGUCUACAGCGACUGCCUCGAAAGCUUUUUCUGCUAUUGGCACCUAUUAAGGUUAUAUUGCAAUUGCUGCAACUGCUCUAUCUGCUGCUAGUGACGGUGGGCAGUGUGGAUCUCGUUUUGCUGCAAAACCCACCGACGAUCCCGACGUUUGUGGUCGUGUGGCUUGGCUGCCGAUUAAAAGGUGCCAAAUUCGUCAUUGACUGGCACAAUUUAGGCUACAGUCUAUUAGCACUGUCUCUUGGUAGUGAACAUGUUCUAGUCAAGAUCGCUAAGUGGGUCGAGCGCGUGUUUGGACGCAAAGCUGAUGCCAAUUUGUGUGUCACCUACGCGAUGCAGGCGUGGUUGAGAGAGACUUGGAAAAUUGAAGCUACGGUGCUGCAUGACAAGCCUCCGCACUUUUUCAAACCCACGUCGCUUUAUACUCAACAUGAGUUAUUUGCGCGUGUGGGAGAUCAGCUCGAACAUUGCAAUGAUCUGGUGACGUGGGGACAGAACGCGGCUAACCUGGAGGAAUCACUUCUUACACGCAAGACUCGUGGAUUUAGCGGCAAGAAGAGCAAAGGUGUCGUAAAACCUCGUGAAAACCGACCAGCUAUGAUCAUCAGCUCUACGAGCUGGACAGCAGACGAAGACUUUGGCAUUCUGCUGGCAGCACUGGAGCUUUUAGACAAGUGUACGUCGUUGCUGAGUGUGUCCGAAUUCCCGAAUCUGCUGGUUGUGGUGACGGGCAAAGGGCCUCAGAAGGAGAUGUAUCUUGAGAAGAUCAGACAACUAGCCUUCAAGCGCAUUCGGAUUGCUACGAUGUGGCUCGAAGCCAGCGACUACCCACUUGUUUUGGGUAGUGCGGAUCUGGGUGUAUGCCUGCAUACUUCCUCAUCCGGCCUGGAUUUACCGAUGAAAGUAUUGGAUAUGUUCGGUUGCGGCCUUCCAGUAUGUGCUAUUGGAUACAAGUGUCUAGAUGAACUUGUGAAGCACGACAAGAACGGUCUCGUUUUCGAUUCAUCAGAGCAGCUUUCUACCCAACUUUACAAUCUACUAAAGGGCUACCCGACGGACACUGCGCAGCUCAACCGUCUCCGGUCAUCAUUAAAGACUAUCGAGCACUGGCCGGAAAACUGGAAUCGAGUCGCCGCGCCAUUGUUCAAAACGCUACUUCAGAUGUAG